Trichosurus vulpecula (common brushtail) is the source of this 1750-nucleotide messenger RNA. RefSeq names its product DNA damage inducible 1 homolog 2 (gene DDI2). The record is from RefSeq and is a predicted model, not a curated record. Bases 192 to 1388 code for a protein of 398 amino acids. Gene Ontology annotation, molecular function: protein binding; aspartic-type endopeptidase activity. NCBI's taxonomy places the organism in Eukaryota, Metazoa, Chordata, Mammalia, Diprotodontia, Phalangeridae. The transcript is spliced from 10 exons. Gene Ontology annotation, biological process: proteolysis.
CGGGGUCGGUGCGGUGCGGUGCGUUGCCGCUGGCGCGCUUGGCGGCGGCGGCGGCUGGGAGGCAGACUUGUGUCUGCGGCGCUGCUGGUGCCUGGCUGCAGCUCGGCUCGGCUCGGGCUGUGCGGAGCGAGGAACUAGCGGGCUGUGUGCGUGCGGGUUGCGGGCUGCGGGCGGGCAGCGCCCCGCGGGCCAUGCUGCUCACGGUGUACUGUGUGCGGAGGGACCUCUCCGAGGUCACCUUCUCCCUCCAGGUCGAUGCCGACUUCGAGCUGCACAACUUCCGCGCACUCUGUGAGCUCGAGUCUGGCAUCCCAGCGGCCGAGAGCCAGAUUGUUUAUGCCGAGCGACCUCUCACUGACAACCACAGAUCACUGGCUUCAUAUGGCUUGAAGGAUGGGGAUGUAGUAAUUUUGAGACAGAAGGAGAAUGCAGAACCACGAGCUCCUGUUCAAUUCCCAAGCCUGCCCCGGAUAGACUUCAGCAGCAUAGCUGUACCUGGUACAUCAGGCUCCCGACUGCACCAGCACCCAGCCCAGCCAUCCCGGGUAUCCCCAGGAGACACAGCUUCAUCCCCACAGGGCUUGGACAAUCCAGCAUUACUCCGAGACAUGUUGCUUGCCAAUCCCCAUGAGCUCUCUCUGCUCAAGGAGAGAAACCCACCCCUGGCAGAAGCCCUGCUCAGUGGAGACCUUGAGAAAUUUACUAGGGUCCUGGUAGAACAGCAGCAGGACCGAGCCCGGAGGGAGCAGGAGAGGAUCCGUCUCUUUGCGGCUGACCCCUUUGAUCUGGAAGCUCAGGCCAAGAUAGAAGAAGAUAUAAGGCAACAGAACAUUGAGGAAAACAUGACAAUAGCCAUGGAAGAAGCUCCCGAGAGCUUUGGCCAAGUUGUGAUGCUUUAUAUUAACUGCAAAGUGAAUGGACAUCCCGUGAAAGCAUUUGUGGAUUCAGGAGCCCAGAUGACCAUUAUGAGCCAAGCUUGCGCAGAAAGGUGUAAUAUAAUGAGACUUGUGGAUCGCCGGUGGGCUGGCAUUGCUAAAGGUGUUGGCACACAGAAGAUUAUCGGCAGGGUGCAUCUGGCUCAGGUUCAGAUCGAAGGGGAUUUCCUACCGUGUUCCUUUUCUAUACUUGAGGAACAGCCCAUGGACAUGCUUCUGGGACUGGACAUGCUCAAGAGACAUCAGUGUUCCAUUGACCUCAAGAAAAACGUGCUAGUGAUUGGCACUACAGGCACACAAACCACCUUCCUUCCAGAGGGGGAGCUCCCAGAAUGUGCAAGGCUAGCCUAUGGUUCAGGGCGGGAUGACAUUCGGCCAGAGGAGAUUGCAGACCAAGAACUAGCAGAAGCUCUUCAAAAGUCCGUCGAGGAUGCAGAGCGUCAGAAGCCUUGAUGCAUGUAAUGUGUGUGUACUGCAGCUGGAAUGGGCCUCAGACCAGAGAAAAGUGAUAAAGAAACUACCUCACUGGGAACAUCAUCACCAACCUGCGGUGGAUCUGACAGUGCAGCCCAUUCAUUAGGACUCAGUUCUAAGAUCAGUCACCCCGUAAGUCUUGAUCGCUCUGUCUCUGCUCCUGCUUCCAUCUGCUCCUCCAAGCCCAGCUUGCGAGAGAUUGUGGAUCCAAAAGCUGAAUCCCAGGUAAUCUCGGACAAGAAAGAAUGUCCUUCUCCUUUCCUGGACCUUUCUACCCAGGCCUCAUCAGACAGCACCAUGGAAGACCAGUCUGCAGGCUGUCCAAGGUCAGCUACUGCUCU